This is a messenger RNA of Portunus trituberculatus (swimming crab), 4547 nucleotides long. RefSeq names its product serine/threonine-protein phosphatase 1 regulatory subunit 10-like. The record is from RefSeq and is a predicted model, not a curated record. Gene Ontology annotation, molecular function: metal ion binding. The coding region runs from base 306 to 4136 and encodes 1276 amino acids. NCBI's taxonomy places the organism in Eukaryota, Metazoa, Arthropoda, Malacostraca, Decapoda, Portunidae. The transcript is spliced from 12 exons.
UUCGCAGCUCAGUCCCAGGGAGGAGCUGAUGAGAGAGGGAGAGAAAGACCGUCAGACAUUUUAUAAAGUGUCCCAAAACUUAGCGUAGAUAGCGCGUUAUGUCUCACAGCAUAUAAAUAAAUAUUCCCCAGAACACAGAGCACCAGGCAGCCCGUGAAGCAGCGCCGCCACGCCCAGGGAAGCAAAGAUAAGCAGCCAUUAGUAAAAGUGCACGGCGAGAUUGGCGGAACUCUAAUGGCGGGGAGAGCGGUGAAGCCGGACAGGGAACAGUGAUUUUCUGUCCUCCUCGCCCCGUGGUCGUCGUGAUGGACGCCGCCACGCCCUCAACCAGUGCAGGGCCGCCCGGCACCCAUGCCACGCCCGCCCCACCCACGCAGCACACGCAACAACAGCAGCAGCAGCAACAACAACAACAACAACAACAACAACAACAGCAGCAACAACCUAAGAUAGAUCCUUUACGUCUGCUCAACUGCUUGAGUAUCCUGCUGAAUCCUAAGGGCGGCAUCAAGGGCGUGGCGGAGGUGCACAGAGUCAAGGGAUUGAUGACCAAGUAUUCCAAGAAACUGGUGAGCAAAUGUAUCUAUCUCAACAUCCUGCAGGCCACCGACACCCCGCUGCUGGACCUGUUCUACGAGGAGGGCGGGUGGGAGCUGGUGGGCGCGUGGCUGCAGGAGGCGGUGAUCGGCAGGAAUUGGCCGUUGGCGACGCAGGUGCUGACCCUGAUGGAAGUCUCGCCGCUGACGCUGGCCAGGCUGAAGCGCAACUCCACGCCCAAGCUGGUGAAGGACCUGUCCAGGGUGACGCAGGCGCCAGGCGUGCAGCUGGUGGCCAAACGGCUCGUGCAGAAGUGGAUGGAGGUGGUGCGCCAGGGAGACUGUGUGGCCGCCGCCGCCGGCAUGGGUCUGGCCAACACCGCCCCUGCCCUCACCACCCCCAUCACCACCUCACUCCCCGCUACCAAUAACAGGCCGGCGGAGCCUUCUGGAACUCCGGUAGCCGCGCCGCCAACUCUCGCCGCCGGCCCCGCCCCCGCUGCCACCGCUGCUGGCGGCGUGGAGGGCGGGGAGGGCAGCUCAUCGGCAGACGAUGAGUCUUCCAACGCUUCUACAGAGAGCGAGGCGGCGGCGCCCCCAGCGGCCACCACGCCCAUCCGCAUCACCAUCCGCAGCGGGUCGCAGGUGCUGGCCAAGGUCACCUCGCAGCGCCCCAGCCAAGACUCCACCGACAGUGAUGACAACAAGCCCCUCAGCCUCCUGCGUGAAGAGGUGAACACCUCCCGCUCCAGACACUCCUCCGCCUCCACCUCCACCACAUCUACCACCACUACCACCACCACCACCACCACUACCACAGCCACCUCCACCACCACCACUACCACCUCCUCCUCCAGUAGUGUCGGGCCGCCUCCCGCCUCCACCACCACCACUGCCACCAGCGCCGUGCACACCAUCGUCACCUUCACCACGGGCCAUUCUGCUCCCACGCCCAUCCCUGCCUCGCUCCCCAGCACGACCACCACCACUACCACUACCACCGCCUCCACUGCUGUGUCGGGUGAGGACAGCGCCUCGGCAGAACCCACCACCACCGCCACCACAGCUGAAAACGACACAGAUGGCGCUGCUGCCGCGGAGGACUCAACUGACGCCGCCGCUGACGACAAAAGCAGCACGGCGUCAGGGGAGAGCAGCAGCGUGGCGAACGGCGAGGCCACGGCUGAGGAGAAGGCGGCGGCGGAUGAUGGCAAGAGUGAAGGUAAGCGAGGCAAAGUGAGGAAAACACGCGAGCGAGAUAAGACGAAGGAGAAGGAGGAAAAGGCCGCCAAGGACAAGGACAAGGACAAGGAGGAGAAGAAGGAGCGAGAAAAACAACGCUCUGACAAGAAGGACAAGGAGCGGAGUAAAGGCAACAGCAGCAGCAGCAGUAGUAGUAGUAGUAGUAGUAAGAGUAGUGACAAGAGUAGGCACUCCACCAAACACCGCAGCAGUAGCAGCAGCAGCAGCAGCAGCAAGGAUAAGGACAGGCGAGACAAGGACCGCAAGAGUAGUAGUAGCAGCAGAAGGAGUAGUAAUAAGGACAAAGUGCGGGACAAGGACAAGGACAAGGACAAGGACAAGGACAAGGAAAAGGAAAAGGAAAAGGAGAAGGACAAAGAUAAGGAGAAAGACAAGAAGCGUCAGGAGAGCGAGGACAAGGCCACGCUGGAGAAGGUGAAGCCCCUGUCAGCAGACGGCCUGGCCAAGAUCCCCCGCAAGGCAGCGCCGCCCACCUUCCUGGACGCCCUGGGCUCCGCGGACGCCGACAUGAAGCAACCCCGCAAGCCUUCCUCCGUUAAGACCUACAAGUCGAGAGGCUUCCGCAACACCGGCCUGCUGGACGAGCCCGCGCUGCCGCCCAAGAAGCCCGGCGACAAGAAGGCGGCGCCCGCCACGCCAAGCAGCCCCGCCGUGAAGCGCGGGCCCCUGGAUGAGCUGGCCCUCACGCCGCCGGACAAACGCGUGCGCUCCUCCGUGUCGUCACAGCCUCUCACCUCGGACAAGCCGGGCGGCGUCAAACUCAUCUCUCCCAAACGACCCUCUCUCUCUGACGACGGUGGGUUUAUGGCGGCUCUCACUGCGGCGGGAAGUGAGAGGAAGAGAGUGACGCGGAAGAGGAAAUCGAGUGAGAGUGAGAGCAAGGACGGCGGGAAGGGAGAGGAAGAUGGCACCAGCUCACCACCGCAAGGCACUACUAAGGAUGGCAUCAUGUCCCCCACUAAUGUCAGGCCCACUUUUAAUUUCUACCAGGAGACGCUGAAGAGUGAUGAAGAGAAGGGAGAAGGGGAGGAGGGAGCGAAGAAGGAGGAGAGUGAAGAGAACGAAGAAGAAGUGGAAGGGAAGGAGGAAGAAGAGGAGAAGAUGGAUGUCGAUAACAGCGAGAAGGAAGAACAAGAGACCAUGGAAACUGAAGGAGGCGAUGAAGAAGGACUCAAGGACGAGGAUAUUCCCUUGGCCCCAGCAGUCCCAGCCCCAGCACAGGAGGACUACGAGAAGGUGGAGGUGACUUUCGCUGCUCCCGACCCUGGCACUGUGCGGGGCGUGCUUGUCUACCAUCGCCCCGCUGACCGAAGGAGGAAAACGGUGAAGUGGCGAGCCGAGGAUGACUUGCAGGAGGUCUUCUAUUUUGAGCUAGAUGAGACGGAACGAGUGAACGUGAAUACCGUUAAGUUCAACGAGCUGAUGGCGAUGGAGAAGCAGCGAGAGCGGGAGAUGAUGGGCAAGGGGCGGGGUCUGGGGCGUCUGGACCUCAUGAACAAAGGGUUAGGUCACCACAACAUGGGAGCACCAAUGGAGAAUGUCACCACCUUCAUGCGCUGGUCACUCCUGCCUGUUAUGUUGACGGGGCAGCCCAAUGUGGUGACGGGCGCCAGGAGUAAAGAGAAGCACACACAAGCAGCGCGGCAGACCUCCACCAUGCCUGCCUUCUUCCACCCCUCAGCGCUGCCGGAGACCCCGAAGGAGCCUGACCCUGAGAUGGUGGUGCGUGCGGAGCCCAAGGAGAUCCCGCUCAACGACGUGCUGGGCCAGGACAACCUCCACGACCACCGCGACAAGUACUGGCCGGAGCCCCUCAUGAGCGAGCCGCCCCCCUACCCACCAUACCCCAUGGGCGGCGGCUUGCCCCCCGCAGGCGGCGCCAGGGGCGGAGGUUCACACUGGGUCAUCGGAGGAGGCGGCCCCCCGGCACCCGCGUACGGCGGCGGCCCCAUGUAUGGCGGCUCAGGUCCUAUGCCCAUGGGUCCCGGAGGACCCGGCCCCGCCGGCCCAAUGGGGGGCUAUGGCGGCCCCGCGGGCUACGCGGGGGACAUGGGUGAGGGGAUGGACGGCUGGGGCCCUGGACCAGACUACCCCGGCCAGAACAUGAUGAUGAUGGGCGGCGGUCAGAACGUGAUGAUGGGCGGCCACCCCAGCAUGGGCGGCCCACGCAACAUGAUGCCCAACAUGGGCAUGGGCGGCGGCCCGAGGUUCCACGGCCGGCAAGGCGGAGGAAACUGGAGCAACUCAGGACGCCCGCCUCCCAUCUGCAGACACUUUAUGAACGGCCACUGCAAGCACGGCAAGUCCUGCAAGUACAUCCACCCCCCGCCCCACUAGUGUGUGUGUGUGUGUGUGUGUGUGUGUGAGAGUGAGUGAGUGAGGGUGGGAUGGACAAGCUGGGCCUGGCCUGGUGGAGGUGGCGGCGGUGAGCGGGCAGUGUUGUGGUGUCACAGUGAUGUGCUGGACAAGAUGGCGCCCUGCAGUGCCGCGACAGUGAUGCGUUGCUUUGCCACCAAGCAGUGAGUGACAGUGGUGGCAGUGACGGUGUGGUGGUGGUGGCGGCGUCACGGUGGGUGUGGCGGCGUCACGGGACAAGUGAAUACCUAAACACUCUAUAUUGUACAUUGAACACUGUACUGUUCAGCAUAGUAUUGUACAUUUAUUAUUUUGUGUAACAAAGUUUUUGUAUAAAUAAAAUAUUGAAGUGGUGAGAUAUCAAGGGAUAAUUAUAUUUGUUAAACAUAUUCA